CUCUUCGGCUGGGAUCUCCUGUCUGUGUUGCUAACUACACACCAGAAACGGUGCCAAGCUUUCCUUUCGGCAGGUAAACGUGAUGAAGCCCUCGAAGCACACAAAUACAUGAUGGAUACUAUCGACGAAACUACGAAGGCCAGCUGCCUUGAUUGGUCCAAUGAGUUCAAGGAGCAAUGUAGUAUACUCGCUGAGCAAGAUGACCGUAUUAUUGGUGCCGAAAUCCCCGGGCAAGAGCAAGAUGGCUACGAUGCAGAACCCAAUUUCUUCCGGGGAAUGCAUGAAUAUUCUCAAAUUUCCCGACCAAGACCUCAACAGCGCCCUGGGCGCCUCAAAAGAGUCAGGCUCGCUAUGACGGGAACCCCUCGUUCAGCUCCUCCACCUGCCCCACCCACCACCUCACCACUAGUCGCCGCUGCCACCACCUUCAAAACUCACCUACGACACCUAUUCACUUGGCCACCCCACCAUGCAACGCCGUACAUUGCCGAUGUUCCGUUCGCAAAGGCUAAAGAGCGUAAUGCUGCUGCAGGUGCUCCUGGUACUGACCCGGACAUCGUACCUGAUGAAUAUCUCGAUACUACUCAACCGGACCCCGAUACAAAACAAAAACUGCAACCAGUGGCAGCCCAGGUAGACGCUGGGGAACAUGGAGGCGGUCAGUCGUGUUGCUGCUGUUAGAGAAGUUGGUGCAUGUCCCUGGCUUGACUUGCGCAUAGGUUACUGACACAGCACCCCAGAUCUUUAUGUAUCAGCACUGCCAUCCUCGCCUACCAACUCUGCAUGAUCUAGAACAGUUUCUGAACGGUUUCUGAAUACUUCUCGUGUGGCAUCUGGACGUGAUAUGAACUGGCCGCCAGCUGCUCAAACCGUGCUCUCAUGAGGCACGCUGAUUUAGUGAACUCAGUUUUGUUCUCGUCAGAU
Suillus subaureus is the source of this 924-nucleotide messenger RNA. RefSeq lists its product as uncharacterized. The record is from RefSeq and is a predicted model, not a curated record. Lineage: Eukaryota; Fungi; Basidiomycota; Agaricomycetes; Boletales; Suillaceae. The annotation marks the transcript as partial. The transcript has 6 exons.